AUGGUCACCAGCUCCUCCACGACCCUGUGUGACGUCAAGCCUCGUUUUCCAAUCAGAUACAGCAUGCCGAAUACGUUAAACCAGAGGAAAACUCUUGAUUUCCAUCCCACAAAAGAGAAUGCAGAUGGACUCCGGAUUGUGAUCUUUGGAAAAAGUGAGGACAAGAAGAACUACCUCUGCAACCUCAUCAUGCAGAAAAAGCUGAAAGAAAACUUUUUUAAACUUUACUUUUCCAAGAAAAGUGAGUUGGAUUGUGGAGAAUGGAGAGGAAAACCAGUGAAGGUUGUAAAAUUGCCUGACAUCUGCAGUCUGUCAGUGGAAGCUUUAUUAGAAGAAAUGAACAGUUGUUUGAACCUUUGCCUUCCUGGACCAAAUGUUCUGCUGCUGUUAGUGAAGCCUUCAGAUUUCAAUGAGAAGGACAGAAAAAUGCUGAAUUUUGUCUUGACUUUGUUUCAUCAAGAUGCCUUCAAGCAUGCAAUGGUCAUCAUAACACAUGAUAAUGAAAUGAGACGUUCUGUUAAUGAACUUUUGAGAGAUUGCAAUGGAAGACACUACAAUAUGUUUAGAGAAGAUUUCACACAGUUGAUGGAGCAGAUCGAGAACAUAGUGCAUGAAAACAAAGGCGCAUAUCUUUCCUUGAAAGAAGAGACCAGCAGACCCCAACAGGAACAGAUCAAACCUUCACUAAACCUGGUUCUGUGUGGGAGGAGAGGAGCAGGGAAGACCUCAGCAGUCAAGGCCAUCUUAGGUCAGACUGAGCUAAGAUCCAACUCAUCAGUUAGUAUUAAAAACCAGGGAGAGGUCAGCGGACGUUGGGUUUCUGUGGUGGAGCUGCCUGCCUUGCAUGGAAGAACUCAGCAGGAAGUGAUGGAGGAAUCAUUCAGGUGCGUCUCCCUCUGUGAUCCUGAGGGGGUCCACGCCUUCAUCGUCGUCCAACCUGUGGGUCCCCUCACUGAUGAAGACAAAGGAGAGUUACAGACCAUCCAGGACACGUUAAGCUCUGUGGUCAAUGACUUCAUCAUGGUUCUGUUCACUGUCGAGUCAGAUCCUAAACAUCCAGCUGUUGUUAACUUUAUAAGCGGAGACGGAGACAUCCAGAAGAUCAUUCAGAGCUGUGGAGGAAGAUAUGUUGUUCUCAACAUCAAGGACCAGCAGCAGAUCUCAAAGCUGAUAGAGAUGGUGGAAGAGCAGAUAAUACAUGUGUCAAAAUGCUUUACUAAGGAUAUGUUCACCUCAGCUCAGAUUGAGAAACUGUUAGGACAGGAAAAAAUUAUUGAUGAACUUAAAUCUGAACUGCAAAAGGUCAAGAAGAAUGAUGCAACAGGAACAGGUCUUAAAGAUGUGAGGAAGAAAUGUUUCAGAAUGGUGCUAAUUGGUAAAACCGGCAGUGGAAAGAGUGCAACAGGAAACACCAUUUUGGGCGACAAACAUUUUAAAUCUAAAGCCAGUGGAAAGUCAGUUACCAAGUUUUGUGAGAAAGCAAAAGGUGAAGUUGACGGUCGGCGUGUUGUCGUUGUCGACACACCUGGUUUGUUUGACACGAGUCUGUCCAACAGUGAAGUUGAACAGGAACUGGUGCAUUGCAUCAGCAUGUUGGCUCCUGGACCUCACGUGAUCCUACUGGUACUGCAGAUCGGACGGUUUACUAACGAGGAAAAAGAAACAGUGGAUCUGAUCAAGAAAUACUUUGGCAAGAAUUCCCAAAAUUUCAUCAUUGUUACAUUCACCAGAAAAGAUGAAUUAAAGGAACAAACUUUUGAGAGUUACAUUGAAGAAGACUGUGAUGAUUUUGUUAAAAAACUGAUCCAUGACCGUGGGGGAAGAUGCCACGUAUUUGACAACACGCUCCAGGAUGAUCGUUCUCAGGUUAGAGAGCUGCUGAGGAAGGUUGAGUUAGUGGUGGAGGAAAAUGGUGGAGGGUGUUACACCAAUGACAUGUUCCAGGAAGCUGAGUUAGCAAUAAAAAAAGAAGUGGAGAGAAUCCUGAAAGAGAAGGAAGAAGAGAUGCAGAAACAGAAAAAAGAACUGGAAGAAAAACAUCAGGAAAAAAUACAAGCGAUGGAAAAAAAGAUGGAAGAACAAAGAACAGAAAUGGAAGCAGAGAGGAUACUGAGGGAAAAACAGCUUAAAGAUAUGGUGGAAAAUAUAGAUAAAGAGCGUGAACAAAGAAGAAAAGAACAAGAAAUCAGAGAAGAAGAGGACAACCAGAGGAAAAGACAAGAGGAACGUAAGCAACAGGAAUUGGAAGAAAAACUUGGCGAUCUUGAGAAGAAAAUAAAAUCAGAAGAGCAGAAAAAGCAAAGUACUGACCUAGAGCUGGAAAAAAGCAGAGAAGAAAUACGAAAAGAGCGGGAAAACUGGGAGAAGGAAAGAAAUGAAUGGUGGGAAAAGAGAUAUCAAGAAAAUGAACAGAAACGUCAGCAGGAGCAAGAAAAACUGGCAAAACUUCAAGAGGAAUAUGAACAAGAAAGAGAAAAAGAUCGAAUAAAGAGUAAAGAAGAAGAUUGUAUCAGGAAAGAACAAGAAGAGAAGGAAAGAAAAGAGUUAGAGGACACUUAUGUGAAAAAACUGGAAGCCAUAAAGACCAAAUAUGAGGAAGAGGCCAGAAAACAGGCUGAAGAAUUCAACGAGUUCAGACAGAAGCACACCAGGGAUUUUACUUCUCUGGUGGAAAAACACAUGGAAGAAAUGCUGGAGCUGAAGCUAAAGCAUAAAAGACAAAUGGAAGAGUCAGAGAUGAGUCACAGUAAAGAGUAUAGACAGUUGGGAGAGCUAUCUCAAUACAAAGAAAAACAUCUAAAAGAAGAAAUAGAGGAGUUAAGGAGAAGGCAUGACCAAGAAAUACAUGAUCUGAAAAACAAUUACCAGCAGACAUGUGCCAUCCUCUGAUACUAAUUACUGAGCUCUAAAGAGAUUAACACCUUACAGCUAAAGCCCACCAGUUUCUACUAAAUGAUUCAGAUGCUUUCAACAAGGUCCCUCAGUCACAGAAUAUUCUGACAACAUCUAAAUAUUCAACAGGGGACAUAACAUCCAGUUUUUAGCCCUUAAAUAGCUUUUGGUGUGUGAUUGGAGCAUCUGGAAAUACUCAAAUGUUGAAUUUUGUCUUCCAAAGAGUUGUUUAGAUAUAUUUAGAUAUAUUUUGGGUCAUAUUAUUCAAGCUGUUAAGAUUUCUCUGUUUUUUUACCUUCUCCUUUGCUCCUGAGCUCUGGAGCUAUGUUUGUUUUACU
Molecule: messenger RNA, 3230 nt
Organism: Fundulus heteroclitus (mummichog)
Lineage: Eukaryota; Metazoa; Chordata; Actinopteri; Cyprinodontiformes; Fundulidae
Product: GTPase IMAP family member 8-like
Exons: 3
Coding region: 1-2889 (962 amino acids)
Molecular function (GO): GTP binding
Source: RefSeq, a predicted model, not a curated record